Messenger RNA from Gossypium raimondii (Peruvian cotton), 840 nucleotides. RefSeq lists its product as uncharacterized. Lineage: Eukaryota; Viridiplantae; Streptophyta; Magnoliopsida; Malvales; Malvaceae. The transcript has a single exon. The record is from RefSeq and is a predicted model, not a curated record. Bases 247 to 687 code for a protein of 146 amino acids.
UCGAUAUUCUCGGGAAAUCUUUUUAUUUUUUGGCUGGAUUGUCCCCUUUCUUUUCUAAUUUUAAUCCCAAUUGAUUUAAAAGAAAUAGAAAAAGGAAAAGGAAGAAACUUGUUCCAAAAUGAAUCAAGAAUCACCUUCUCCCAUGUUUUCUUCUUUUCAAAAUCACCGUUUUCGUUUCCCCUAGCUUCUAUUUUCGGGGGAGGGGAAGGGGAUUUAGAGAGAGAAUAAACACAGUAUCGGUUAAAGAUGACUCUUCAAGUUUUGUCUCGUUCACCGCCGGUGAGACACAAACGACCGUGUUCACCUGAUGGCCUGAAGACGGAGAGAAAAGGGAGGAAUUAUGGGGGAAUGGUCGGUGGUUCUGCAGCGGAGUGCACGGCGGUGUGUUGCUGCUUUCCACUUACCAUUAUGGAGCUGCUUGUUUUGGGACUUUACAAGGUUCCUACUGGACUUUGCAAGAAGGCUUGCAGAAGGAAGAAAGGAAAGCACAAGAGCCAUGGCUUUCAUCCUACUUCGUCUAGUGAGGACCAGGACACGGAGCUACACCAAAUGGUGGGUAAUGCGGAUGAUGGGUCCAGGGUAACCGUGGAUUCGGAGGACAACAAGUCGGACCGGUUCUUUGGGACCGGGUUUUGGAGAGAUCCUUCGGAAAAAGAGACCCAUGACGUGAUGUGUGAAAGGAAUUAAAUCCACUUUGAUUAUUUUUUCUCACUUUUCUUUAGAAACUUCGAUUAGGUGUUUUAUGUUUUUACUUCAUAAUGAGAUCAAAUCAUAACUCACCAUCCAAAACCUGUUUCAUUAUUUUAUUUUAUAUGCUACAUAUUAUUAUCUUUAACUUUG